Molecule: messenger RNA, 1028 nt
Organism: Phialemonium atrogriseum
Lineage: Eukaryota; Fungi; Ascomycota; Sordariomycetes; Cephalothecales; Cephalothecaceae
Exons: 1
Coding region: 480-848 (122 amino acids)
Source: RefSeq, a predicted model, not a curated record
CGAGGAGGACGGGCACGUACGCGGCGUUGACGAGGGCCUGGGUCGCGGGGCCGGAGCCGGAGCCGGAGCCGGUGGGAUCGGCGCCUUGCUGCCGCUGGAUGGCGACGCGGAGGCUCUCGCGCGCGAAGAAGAGUACGGAGAGAUGGUAGGCCUCCAGCUGAGCCGACACGCCGAGCAGGGAGGCUGUGAGAUACCGUAGGAGAACCUGGUUUGCGACAAAGGUGAUGGCGCGGGAGGUCACCUGGAGGAGGAUGAGGAGUGACGCGCCGCGGACAGCUACGCCGCCGCCGCCGCCGUCACUGCUACUCAUCGAGGAUCAGAAGAGGCGUUCGGAGGGUUCGGGGAUAUGGUGCCGAGAGAUUGGGGUCGCGCAGUUGGUGUCGAGUGGCCUUGGCGUGGGAAGUUUAAAAUCCUUGGGAGUUGGAGCUUCAAGUGUUGAAAAGACAGGUGGGAGGCUAGGCGUGAUUUGAUUGGUCAAUAUGGCCUGUGCUUGGCUCCUUGCCCCAUAUUUUAUACUGCGGGCGGCCCCUGCCCCACAAACGCACAUACUGCAUUGGAUGCUUGAUCCUCUUUCGACUUCAUCAGGUAAACCCAGGUGCAUUCCUCAAAAGUCCCCUUACCUGCCUCCCCACCUCAAGUUCCACAUCCGGGGAGGAAAGAUUAUCCACCAUGCAAAGAACGUUGGCGGCGGCAGAGAACAGGUCUUCCGGCUUCCCUUCUAUGAAUCGCAGGGCUGCCAUGUCCUUAACGGAGCUAGAGGCCAGGUAUUCAUGCGGAAGUAUACCAUUAUCCCAGUACCGCACGUGUUUGGUAUGUAUAAGUUUGAUGGCCACCAACAAUUGUCGUAGCGGAGAGCGCAGGUAGCAACAUUAAGGCCUGCUACAAUCAGGUAGUCCCGCACAGGUCAAGACCACAAAUUGGGCCUCUUUUGAUGGCACCCGUGGGUUAUCGUAGACAGCUUCGAAGUCUGCCGGAUUCAUUGACUUGCUCCCUCUAGGCUCCAGCCUCGCACAUUGCCUCAGUAUAGU